AAAUGGGCUUUCACGCUCUCUCUGUUGCGGCGGCGCACUACUGUUCAGUUAACACCGUUGUUCGCGACCGCAGCCGGUCCCCUGCAACCCAAGUACAUUGUAAUGAGCUUGACCAUCCGAUCCAUCAACAGCCACCUGAUUGGCCAACGACAGAGGUGCUGAUUUGUUCCACCGGCCAAUUUCUGACCUGUUGAUUUGUAGAGCACGUUGGGAUUUUCUAUCCGGUUGGAGUUCAUUGUAAUUUCCUUUGGCUUCUGACUGCCGACAAGUGACGAAGGAGAAACUCUCUGCGGGGGUUUUGAAAUAUCAAUGCCCAGGCCAUUGUUAAAGGAGAAAUUCUACCACUGAGAAAUUCUCACCCACGGACAGGCAGGCAGAAGAACAGGCAGCCUGGACACUAUGGAGAAUCCAUCCCUGGAGCCCAGAUCAGAGCGCAUUGCCCGCUACAAAGCAGAGAGGAGGCGGGAGCUCCAAGAACGCCACGGAAACAUGGAAGAGCUCCCACCAAAGUGGGUAAGAAGGGACGGGACAGCCCUGAGCUCUGGUAGCGGUCCUGACUGCUCAGACAGGCACCUCUCAGGGGGUGUGAACGGCAGAGCCAGGGAGACAGAGGAGGGCGGGCGGGAGAGCAUCCCCUCUCAGGAGACAGAACCCCGAAGAGACUCCAAUGGUGUAGAGACCGGCAGUCCUGCAGACCCAGUAUGCCUCAGAAGGCAGUGUUCCUCUGGCUCUGCAGGCAUGUUGGCUGCGGGGAGGCCCUCCCCCUCCCCGGGUCCCCCUGGACCCGACACUCCCCAGCUCCACACGCGGGUGUCGGUGGGCCGGUUGCGGAGUGUCCUGCUGCAGCCGACUGACACCCAGCCUGAAGAAGAUAGCCCUGACACUGGCUGUGCCGCCUCGUGUCUUGACCUGGCCGCGAACCCGGGCUCGGAGGGGGGGCGCCGUCGCACCCGUCGCUACCUCCCCGGGGUGUCGGGCGUCGGCGGGCGCAAAACCAACGAGCGCUUCAGGACUCAGCCGAUCACGGCCUUGGAGGUGCAGGAGAGCGGCGGGCUGCCGGAGGAGAAGGAGGAGGACGAGGAGCGAGCUAAAGCUGACGUGAAGACGGAUGACAGAGCCAAGAUGAGCGUGGCGGCCAAGAUGUCUCUGUUUAAAGAGCUAGAGAAGACAGCGGCUCCUGAAGCCAGUUCCUUCCUCAAGCCUCGCUCCGGCAGUGUCACUUAUGAACGCAGAGCACGCCGAGGGAACGAGCACCGUUCUCUCACUCAGCCAAUCACCUGUGAGGAGAUGGUGGUGGCUACCAGCACCCCCCAGCCGGUGGUGGCGGGCGAGGCCCAGGCCGCGCAGGCCGAGGUGGUGGAGGUGGCGGACGAUGACGAGAACAGUAAACUGAGCGUGAGUGAGAAGCUGGCCCUGUUCACCAAGCUGUCGUUGCCAGGCCGAGCCGGGGGCGGCGCCACCGAGGCCCCUCCGGAGAGACGCGGCAGGCAGAAGGGGACACGCUACCGUACGCAGCCCAUCACGGUGGACGAGGUCGGCCUGCUCCAGAAAGGUCCCAUCCAGCUGCCCGCGCUGCGCCUGUCCCCCACCCUCGUCACCCGGCAGCAGGAGCUGUCCGUCAAUGUGAGGCCCAGCGAGGUGUACCAGAGCCUGCCCCGGGACGGACGGGAGCCCCCCCUGGGUCACGACGCGUGCCAACGGGGCAGAGAGAUCAGAGGCAUUCUGAGGAAGAGCGAGCACGGAGUUCGCGACGCCAACCUGGACGACUCGGGCGAGGACAGACGGCGGGAGCGGAACAGGGGAGUAAGGGAGAGGAGGAACGGGCUGGAUGAGAGGAGGGCAGAGAGACAUAACCAGGUACCGGCGCCUCGUAGAGAGAGACCAGCCUCUUCUGCUCCAUGGAGACAGAGGAACAGGGACAGGCGGGAGACGGUGGCAGUGUGUGCCCCAACCAGGCCCUCCUCAGAGCAGGGUCAACCCCAGGAUGAGAGGCCUUCCAUGUCCAACCUUAGAGAGCAGGCUGACCCCUCUGUGGAGAACCACAGGGGGGAGGAAGAGGAGACGAUGAGGAGAGAUGUGCCUCCCGGACAGAAUGUCCAGGUGACCCUGGCGGAAAUGAGCAGGAAGGCAGACAGAGAGAUCCCCCAUGAUGCACCUGUGCCCCCCCAGUGUUGGGGACCAGUGUUUUCCUCUGUCUAUUCUAAUAGCGCAGCUCAAUAUGUUAUGUGUUACAACCAGACCAGCUCUUCCUUUGAGGCCCAGGAGGUCUCCUCUCCCACCCAGACCCCCUCUCAGCCCCAAUGGAGACAGAAGACCAGUCCUGUUCACGCUGAGGAACAGCAGCCACAGGUGUUGGUGGAGGAGGGCAGAAGAAUCCAGCAGGAGAGCGAGGAGCAGUGGAGGACCACGGGCGGAGGGCCAGUCGACGACACGGCCCAGUCCACAGUGUCUGGGUACAUGGCUGUAAGAGAUAUCUCCAACAACCCUGGAAUGGAGGUGGAGGAUGACCGGAAGAAGCAGGACGAAGUGGACUCCUCCGUGGACACGCUCAGAGCCGUCCCCCAGGACCCCACUCUGGAGAUGACCUCAGAGGGAGUGAUGGAAGAAAUGACCCCGGUUGACCAGGAAGGGACGUGUGGACGUUUAUACAGAGAGGUGUCACCCCCCUCAGCGUCUGCCCUCCACACUCCCCUGGAGCAGGACCUGAGCACCCUCUGCCAGGCCAACACACCCAUGCUGACAUCAGAGGUAGCACAGCACAGGCGGUCAGUGCGGCCGUCCCGCAGGACUCAGGGCUCCCGGAACCCGCUUCGCGCUCUCGCGGCCCGCAGUGACAUCACACAGGACCUCAUGGGAGAGAGGGUCACCUUGGCUACCGUGGAAACCAACAGGACACAAGUGGAGAAGAUGGCCAAGAAUUCCAACAUGGCUGCCUCAGAGGAUCAGGCCAGUACAGAGGGCUUCAGUAAGGUCAUCCUAAGUGAUGAUGUCAGUUCCACAGUUGCAGUUACGAACCACAAUGUGCCUCUCAGCUACCCCAUGCUCAUUCACGUCAAAGGUCGACAUCACGUUCAGGUGCGUCUGGUGGAGCCUGCAGCCAGGUCUCUGAACAGUGGAGACUGCUUCCUGCUUGUCACGCCCACUCGCUGCUUCCUGUGGAGCGGACAGUUUGCCAACGACAAAGAGAAAGCCAAGGCCUCGGCGCUGGCGUCCUCCAUCCAGUCACAGCAGGACCUGGGCUGCCAGACCUGUGAGGUAACACACCUGGAGGAGGGGAUCCACGCUGACAACAGCCUGGCCUCAGACUUCUGGAACCUUCUGGGAGGAAAGAUUCAGUAUGGAGGAGCCUCAGAUGAUGAUGAGCUAUAUGAGAGCGGAGUGGUGGAGUCUAACUGUGUCUACAGGCUGGUGGACAACCGACUGGUGCCCCAUGAGCAGGCCUGGGCAGCUGCCCUCACCGUCUCCCUCCUGGCCCCCACCGAGGCCCUGGUGUUUGACUUUGGCGGGGAGGUGUACCUGUGGCACGGGCGGGGUGUUGCCCCUGACGAAAGAGGCGUGGCUAUUCAGCUGGCCCGGCAGGUUUGGGGUGGUCCCUAUGACUACAGAAACUGUAGGAUCAAUCCCCUGGACCCCACUCGCUGCAACCCCAACACACAGAUGCAGGGUGAAGGAAGGCCUGGCUGGGCCCUGUUUGGCCUGGUCUCUGAGAACAACGAGACUGCCCUCUUUAGGGAGAAGUUUCUGGACUGGCCUGGAUCUGAAGAGGAGGUAGCUGAGGCGGGGGUGGGCUUGGAGGAGGAAGCUGUGACGAUGGGGGUGGAGGUGGUGGAGACGACAGCACAGACCACCCAGACGCCUGAGUCAGACUGUGUGUCACUGUGUGCCUGUGAUGCCAAGGCACUCGUGGCAGGGCAGAGAGUGGCAGUGCCAGGAGAACCGGUGGUCCCCACAGUCCUGGAGGGGGUGGACGUCCAGCGGGGUCACGGCGUCAUUCAUCUGGAAGACGGGCGCCAGGCGAUGCUGAACACAGUCACCGUGGAUACCUGGCACAUCCAAACGUUGGACGACAGCAAGGUCCGGCUGGAGAGUCUGGGGCAGCUGCAUGAGGCCGACACAUACCUGGUCCGCUGGACAUACACCCUCAGCCCUGCAGGCCGCACUGGGGAGCCUGGGAGGGAAUGCACUGCCUGCUUCAUAUGGCAGGGACGGGACUCCCGGAUCAGUGGGCGAGCCACAUCGGACCUCAGUUCCCAUGAGGAGGCUCAGGUGAUCAUACGUGAGGGGGAGGAGCCUCCGUGUUUCCUUCAGCUCUUCCAGGGAGGUCUGAUCGUCCACAGAGGCAGCCGAGCGGACAGCUCCACCCACGCCGGAGGGUGGCGUCUGUUCUGCGUGCGCGGGGAGCUGCCGGAGGAGGCCAGCCUGUUGGAGGUAGGCUGCGACUGUGGCAGCCUGCGAUCCAGAGGCUCCCUCAUACUGCUCCACGGCCAACAGGGGGAGCUCUAUCUGUGGAACGGCUGCAAGGUUCAAGCCAGUUCCCGGGGUGCGGGGAAGAGGGCAGCCGAGAGACUCACUCAAAUGUGUCCUCCUGAACUGGGUCUCAGCAGAGAUCGUCCUGUGAAGAGUCAGGAGGUGGAAGAAGGGGUGGAGCCAGUGGAGUUCUGGAAUGCUAUUGGUCAUCAGGACAGAAAGGCCUAUGACUGCAUGUUACAAGAUCCAGGGAAAUAUAACUUCACGCCACGCCUUUUCCAUCUGAGCGCCCGUUCUGGAACUUUCCAGGGGGAGGAGCUGCUGAGCCCCACACGGUUGCCAGGGGUUGUCAUGGCGAUGCCAUUUGCUCAGGAGACCCUGUACUCCGUGCCACAGCCAGCCCUCUUCCUGUUAGAUAACCGUAUGGAGGUGUACCUGUGGCAGGCAGGUGAGCCUGAGGAUAGGGAGACCUCGGGUUCAGCCAGUAUCCGCUGGGCCAACGAGAGAAGGUGUGCCAUGCAGACAGUGCUCCAGUACUGCAAAGAGAGGAACCCGAGGCGCCCUCCCCUGGCCUACCUCAUCCAGGAUGGAGCAGAACCCCUCACCUUCACCAAUGUGUUCCCACGCUGGGAGAAGAGACCCAGUCCGGAGGGGGAGCUAGGCGGGCGGGUCAAGCUGACCUUGGUGCAGGACGCCCUGGCCCAGAUCAAUAAGACCCAGUACCCCCUGGAGGAGCUUCUGCGGACCCCCCUGCCGGAGGGUGUGGACCCCCAGCGCCUGGAGGUCUACCUAUCCGACCACGACUUCCAGAAUAUUCUGGAUAUGAAAAGGGAUGAAUAUGACUCCCUUCCAAACUGGAAACAAGUCAGCCUGAAAAAAAGCAAGGGACUUUAUUAACAACCUAAGCAACCAAGAAGAGAUCAUAUUCUAUUCAUGUCAACUUAUCCCAAUGACAAAAAUGUUUUUGUAUUUUCUAUUUUUAAGAAAACAACAUCUUCUUGUCAAGUGA
This is a messenger RNA of Esox lucius (northern pike), 5476 nucleotides long. It is a transcript of the gene svilc, whose product is annotated as supervillin c. The transcript is spliced from 32 exons. Gene Ontology annotation, cellular component: cytoplasm; actin cytoskeleton. Gene Ontology annotation, molecular function: phosphatidylinositol-4,5-bisphosphate binding; actin filament binding. NCBI's taxonomy places the organism in Eukaryota, Metazoa, Chordata, Actinopteri, Esociformes, Esocidae. Gene Ontology annotation, biological process: actin filament severing; cytoskeleton organization; actin polymerization or depolymerization. The record is from RefSeq and is a predicted model, not a curated record. The coding region runs from base 400 to 5364 and encodes 1654 amino acids.